AAUAGGGGAUUUAGGGAUGCAAAAGCUGCGUGGUUACCGUCCUUUCCGCCUAUGCCACUACGCCGGUGUCCACUGGCGGAGCUUUGUUGGGACAGGGGUGGCGUGGGUAAAAUGACUAAAAUGGCCUUGUUAAAACUCAAAAAUUACAACAAUAUCUAAACCUAAUUGAAUUUUCUCUUUCUUCCUGUCUAUUCCAGCCUUCCUCUCUCCCUUCUCCAGAUUCAGAUUCACGAAUCAGUACAAACGCGCGGCCGCCUCACUCUGCCUCUAGUCCAGAUCGCUCAUCUGCUCGUGGCGGGCCUGCGGCCGCCUCUGCCUGACUGCCUCUGUGGCCGUUCGUCGCUCUCUGUUCGCCGCAACCUCAUCUUUCUCCAGAUCGCGUUUCUGUUUUGUUCAAAAGGUGUUUGAAUUUUGUUGCAUUUUUGUUUGAAUUUUUCAGUUUAUCUUUAUAUCGGCCACCCCAAGCUUUUCCGGCAAGCUCCGCCACUGCCGGUGUCAUAAGUAACCACCACCAUGCAACUACCGCCGAUACGAAUUCGGGUGCCGUACUCCGGCAUCUUUAGAGCUGCCACUCGCCGUCCUUUUCUCUCAACUACAUCGCCAACACCAACACCAACACGCUUUUCACUUGCCAACUCCACAUCAACUACCCUUCGCCUUUCAUCCUCUUCACCCGCUUUCGCUGUGCCGUUUUUGCACAGACAAAGUUCCACUUAUGUUUCCUCUGAUGACGAUUCCGACCUCGAUUCCGCUUCUUCUCAACAACAGUUGGGUAAUUCCACUCUAGAAAACGUUGAUGCAUGGAGAUCAAAACUCAACACGCUUCUUCGCAAUAAAGAUGAACAAGAAGUUGUGUCCAAUGACAAAAAGGACUGUCGUGAUUUUCACCAACUUGAAGCUUUAGCUAACAGGAUGGGUUUAUAUAGUCGACAGUAUGCAAAAGGCAUUGUUUUUAGCAAGGCACCUUUGCCAAAUUACCACCCUGAUCUCGAUGAUAAGCGUCCGCAGCAAGAGGUAAUCUUACCCAUGUUGGAUGUAUCACUUCUUCGCUUCAACGAGCUCGACCCAUCUUCGAAAAGUACCCGAGUUUGCAACGGGUUGUUGAUGGGUUUGUUCAAAUCAGGUCGUACUACUGAUGCUCUUCACAUUCUCGAUCAGAUGCUUGAGCUGAAUUCUGAGUUUCCUCCUGAUGAUUUCACCGGUGAAGUUGUUUUUGGGGAGUUGGUGAAGAGGGAGCGCCCCGGAAAAGGACUUGCUGAUGAGGAAAUUAUGGGGUUGGUUACUAAGCUUGGUGAACAUGGAGUUUUCCCUGAUACGUUUAAGCUUACUCAGUUGAUAUCCAAGCUGUGUGGGAAACGGAAGAACUGUGUAGCGUGGGAACUUUUGCACGGUGUGAUGAAAUUGGGUGGUCCAGUUGAAGCUGCAUCUUGCAAUGCCUUGUUGACAGGGCUGGGAAGGGAAAGAGACAUUCAGAAGAUGAAUAAACUGUUGGCAGAGAUGGAAGAAUUGAAAAUACGGCCCAGUGUUAUAACCUUUGGGAUUCUUAUUAAUCAUUUGUGCAAGGCUAGGAGGAUUGAUGAGGCGUUGGGGGUGUUUGAUAAAUUGAGAGGUAAAGGAGAAAAGAACAGGAAUGGUGUUGAACCUGAUGUGGUCUUGUAUAAUACUUUGAUUGAUGGACUUUGUAAAGUUGGGAGGGAAGAAGAUGGUCUGAGCUUGUUGGAAGAGAUGAAAACUGAGAAGAAAAAUAGGCCAAACACUGUUACAUAUAAUUGCUUGAUUGAUGGGUUCUGCAAAGCUGGCAACAUCGAUAAAGCACGCGAGCUUUUCGGUCUGAUGAACGAGGAAGGAGUACAGCCAAAUGUGGUCACCCUCAAUACAUUGGUUGGUGGUAUGUGCAAAAUUGGAAGGGUCUAUAGUGCAGUUGAGUUUUUAAAUGAGAUGAAAGGGAAGGGCCUGAAAGGAAAUGCUGUUACUUAUACUGCACUGAUAUCUGCAUUCUGUGGUGUGAACAAUAUUGAUCAAGCCAUGCAAUAUUUUGAUGAGAUGUUGAGUUCUGGAUGCUCACCGGAUGCAAUUGUUUACUAUAGUUUGAUAUCUGGUUUAAGCAUUGCUGGAAGGAUGGAUGAUGCCAGUGUUGUUGUGUCGCAGUUGAAACGGGCCGGGUUCGGUCUUGAUAGAACUUGCUACAAUGUUCUCAUCAGUGGAUUCUGUAAGAAGAAGAAGCUGGAACGAGUUUAUGAAAUGCUUAACCAAAUGGAAGAAACUGGGGUUAAGCCCGAUACUGUCACAUAUAACACUUUGGUUUCUUACCUUGGCAAAGCUGGAGAUUUUGCAGCUGCUAGUAAGGUGAUGGAAAAGAUGAUAAAAGAGGGUCUUAAGCCCUCUGUUGUCACAUAUGGGGCAGUUAUACAUGCAUAUUGUUUAAAGAAGAAUGUUGAUGAGGCCAUGAAGAUUUUUGAGGAAAUGUGUUCUACAUCUAUUGUUCCUCCCAACACUGUGAUAUACAACAUCUUAAUAGACGCUUUAUGCAAAAUUAACAAUGUUGAAAAGGCUGUUUCUUUGAUGGACGACAUGAAAGUAAAGGGGGUUCGGCCUAAUACAACCACAUACAAUGCUAUUCUUAAGGGGGUUCGGGAUAAGAGAAUGCUGCACAAAGCAUUUGAACUUAUGGACAGGAUGGUGGAAGAUGCUUGCAGUCCUGACUAUGUAACCAUGGAGAUUCUUACUGAAUGGCUUUCUGCUGUUGGUGAAAUAGAAAAGCUGAAACUUUUUGUUGAAGGAUAUCGGGUCCAAAAUGCUGUUGAAUAUUUGAAGAUCAUCGGUGCCUUAGAUGAGAAUGAAAAUUUGACAGUUCUUGGGCGCAAGUUGUCGGUGCUUCCCGUAGAGCCCAAGCUUGGCAAGAUGCUCAUCUUGGGAGCUAUUUUCGACUGUUUGGAUCCCAUAUUGACUGUUGUUGCUGGGCUUAGUGUGAGAGAUCCAUUUGUUAUGCCUGCUGACAAGAAGGGGCUUGCAGAGUCUGUCAAGGCCCAGUUUGCUGCUCGUGACUAUAGUGAUCAUCUUGCACUUGUCCGGGCCUAUGAUGGUUGGAAAGACGCCGAAGCACAGAAAGCUGGUUACGAGUACUGUUGGCGAAAUUUUCUUUCUUCUCAAACACUUAGGGCUACUGAAUCUCUUCGAAAGCAAUUCUUUCACUUGCUCAAAGAUAUUGGUCUGGUUGGCAACAAUUCUGAAACCAACAAUAAAUGGCGUAAUGAGGUGCAUAUGCUUCGGGCAGUUAUCUGUGCGGGUUUGUUUCCUGGAAUAUCCUCUGUUGUGAACAAGGAAAAGUCAAUAGCAUUGAAAACAAUGGAGGAUGGUCAGGUUCUUCUGUAUGCUAACUCAGUAAAUGCUGCGGUACCCAAAAUUCCAUACCCAUGGUUAGUGUUUAAUGAAAAGGUUAAAGUGCAUACAGUAUUCCUCAGGGAUUCAACGGCCAUAUCUGAUUCCAUGCUGCUCUUAUUUGGCGGGAACAUAUCCAAAGGUGGACUAGAUGGGCACCUGAAAAUGUUGGGAGGGUAUCUGGAAUUUUUCAUGAAACCAGAGUUAGCCAAGACUUAUUCAACUUUAAAGAGGGAACUGGAGGAACUGAUACAGAAAAAACUUCUGGAUCCAAUGUUUGAUUCACAAUCGCAAAAUGAGCUUCUUUCAGCUGUAAGAUUGUUGGUAUUCGAGGACCAUUGCGAUGGCCGAUUUGUUUAUGGUCCACAAAUUAAGGCAACAAACUCCAAAAGUGGUGUUGAAGUCGAGGGUGACAAUUCUAAAAAUCAGCUUCAAACAUUUCUUAACAGGGCUCGACAUGGAUUACCAACUUACAAAACACAACAGCCGAAAAACAACCAAUUCCGUUCUACUGUCAUAUUCAAUGGCUUGGAUUUUGUUGGCCAGCCAUGCAACAGUAAGAAACUAGCAGAAAAAUCUGCUGCUGCUGAGGCUAUGCUAUGGUUAAAAGGGGAUAGCCAUUCAUCUGGUGAUAUUGACCAUGCAUCUGUGCUUUUGAAGAAAAGCAACAAGAACAGUAGGAAAAAAUCAUUUAGUGGCAGUUAAAUAGAGUUGAAUUACCUUUACAAUACCUAUGUUGGGUAGAUUUGUUUGAUGGGGUCCUACACCAAGGCUUGUCUACUGUCACGGUGCAAUGGAUUCGGGGAUGAUUUCAACAGCAAGUGUACAGAGCUAUUAGCUAGGGAUCUUGAAUCUGAAAGGUAUAGGUCUGAGCCCUUGUUUUUGAAACGGGUGAUUGUAUCCAAAGUCCACCUAAAUUUGGAGCACAUUUCAAGAAGUGUAUUUCUACAAUUGCUUUUGACUAAAUCUGACCCAGAGCAUAGUCUGCUGGCUGAGCAGCUAUUGUAAUAAUUUAUGAAAACUAGUGGGAGUAAACAGAAAAAAUUCAUAUCCACAUGCUAAUGAUGUGUUCGGUUCUGCAUUGCUCUCGUGGGCAGAGAAAUAUACUUUACGUGGGGAUUGACUCGGAAUACUUUAAAGAGCAUUUCUAAGAUGUUGUAGUUGCUUACAUGAUCAAGCCAGCUGAUCAUCUAGUUAUAAUAUAGAAUAUGUAUUUACAAUUACAAUUAUUUUUACACUCGAGCUAAGAGGAUUACGGUGUUUGUUACACCUCCUGAGAUGGAUUAUUUUCAUGCUGAUGUCUUAAGCUAUAAGAGAUAACUUAUGAAUAUGGAGAUCAAUUUUGAUUUGAUACAAUUCAAUAUCUGAAGAAAAACAAGAGAACUCAUUUGGUCUCAA
Molecule: messenger RNA, 4776 nt
Organism: Cicer arietinum (chickpea)
Lineage: Eukaryota; Viridiplantae; Streptophyta; Magnoliopsida; Fabales; Fabaceae
Source: RefSeq, a predicted model, not a curated record